AUGUGGAGGGUAAGUCUCCAGCAGUGCAGAGUGUCCUUCCUGGAGCCCUGCGAGGGGGACUGGGGACACAGUGACACAUGGAAGAACCACUCCAUUGAGCAGGGGGCACUCACUAAAGUGGUCCCAGAAAAUGGUCCAAACCAAGAAGCAACAAAGACUACAGACAGGAACCAGAGGACAGGAACCAGAGGACAGGAACCAGAGGACAGAGACCAGAGGAGAGGAACCAGAGGAGAGGAACCAGAGGACAGGAACCCGAGGACAGGGACCAGAGGACAGAGACCAGAGGAGAGGAACCAGAGGACAGGAACCAGAGGACAGGGACCAGAGGACAGGGACCAGAGGACAGGGACCAGAGGAGAGGAACCAGAGGAGAGGAACCAGAGGACAGGAACCCGAGGACAGGGACCAGAGGACAGAGACCAGAGGAGAGGAACCAGAGGACAGGAACCAGAGGACAGGAACCAGAAGACAGGGACCAGAGGACAGGAACCAGAGGACCGGGACCAGAGGACAGGAACCAGAGGACAGGGACCAGAGGACAGGAACCAGAGGACAACAUGA
Molecule: messenger RNA, 564 nt
Organism: Knipowitschia caucasica
Lineage: Eukaryota; Metazoa; Chordata; Actinopteri; Gobiiformes; Gobiidae
Source: the annotation of a GenBank genome assembly